Molecule: messenger RNA, 954 nt
Organism: Lachnellula hyalina
Lineage: Eukaryota; Fungi; Ascomycota; Leotiomycetes; Helotiales; Lachnaceae
Product: Thioredoxin reductase
Exons: 2
Coding region: 1-954 (317 amino acids)
Molecular function (GO): oxidoreductase activity
Source: RefSeq, a predicted model, not a curated record
AUGUCUGACCCGCUUGACGUUCUCAUAAUUGGCGGUGGACCUGCGGGGCUUACUGCGGCGCUCACCCUAGCUCGUCAGCUACAUACCGUUGCUGUCUUUGAUUGUGGAACUUAUCGAAACGAUGCCGCCAAAUAUCAACACAUGGUUCUGACGUGGGAUCAUAAAGAACCAUCUGCGUUCCGUUCGGCUGCACGGGAAAAUAUACUGGGCCAGUAUGAGACUGUGAAAGUCUAUCCCACCACUAUAGAUACUGUCAAGAGUCUUGAAAAUGGUCUCUUCGAGGCUGUUGACAGUAAUAGCAAAGCUUGGGUUGGGAGAAAACUUGUACUAGCGUCUGGCGUUGAAGACAUCAUGCCCAACAUUGAAGGGUUCCAACAAUGCUGGGGUAGUGGAAUUUUCCAUUGCUUCUUUUGCAAAGGCUUCGAAGAGAGGGGCUCUGAGUCUUCGGGUCUCAUUGCUACUGAUGCACUUGCCUCCGUACCGCAUGCCAUGCACGCAGGGCGUCAUGCUCUUCAACUGUGUACAUCCGUCACUUUCUACACCAACGGCUCGGAGGACUUAACAAGAGAAUUUGAGAAUGCCCUCACAAAUACUCCUGAAAUGAACGUUGACUCUCGACGCAUUAAGAAAUUGGUCAAGGGCCCUAAUGGGGCAGAAGUCAUUGUUUGUUUCGAGGAUGGCACUGAAAAGAUAGAGGGGUUUUUAGGAGCUGCUCCAAAAAUGAAGCAAAGAGCGCCAUUUGCGGACCAACUUGCCUUGGAAUUAAACCCGGGUGGGGAGAUUACAACGAAACUACCAUUCAUGCAAACCAGCAUGAGAGGCGUUUUUGCUGCAGGGGAUUGUGGGAGUGCUAUGAAAAUAGCUGCAAAUGCAUUAUCAACCGGCGCUGCGGUGGGAGCAGGAGUUUCCGCUCAGAUACUAGCAGAGAAAUUCGAUCAUAAGCCUCUUUUCUAA